Triplophysa rosa is the source of this 4559-nucleotide messenger RNA. RefSeq lists its product as uncharacterized. NCBI's taxonomy places the organism in Eukaryota, Metazoa, Chordata, Actinopteri, Cypriniformes, Nemacheilidae. The record is from RefSeq and is a predicted model, not a curated record. The transcript is spliced from 3 exons. Bases 202 to 2286 code for a protein of 694 amino acids.
CACGUACUUCCGGCGCUAGCGGAAGUACCCGCUACACGUCCAUUAAAAGCAAAAUUAAUGGCUUUUGUAUAAAAAAACUGUCAAAAAUUGAGAAAGAACCGUAGAAAUUAAAGCUCUUCUUAAACAAACGAUGACUGAUAUUGAACAAAGAGGCGGCGAACAACAGCGUAUGUGAGCGGAUAUCGGAGUUUAUUCUCCUGUAUGAAGGGGAAGACGCUCAACAUGGAGGACUGCUUGCACACUUCAUCUGAUAACCUUGCUAAACUAGUUAAAUGGGCCCACAGUCAUGGAACUAUCUGCACCCUCAUCCCCAACCUCAAACACAUGCUCAACGAGGGCUCCCACGGCACCCUCACGGCACUGUGGGGAUGCAGCGCUGGCCACGCCUACCACUGGCCAGUGGCUACCACCUGCAAAACAGGAAACAAGGAACGGAUGUGUUACCAAGACAGUCGGACCAUCAAUACGGACAGUAUUAUGCAGGCGUCCGCCACCAUCCACAGCACCUCGGCAGAUCGCUUCUUCAGCAAUGCCGGAAAAAGCAAAGGCAAUUCCAGUCAAGGGGACUCGAGUCAGAUCCACGACUCUUGUGACAUCUCCAACUGCAGCGAACCUUCGGAGAUGGACGACAACGCCGAGGAGUACAAUAACAACCUGUACGACAUCGUCUGCGAGUCCUCGGCUACCGAUGAGGAAGAUGACUCGAACCACACCCCGAACGUUGCGCACAGGAAAAGAGCCAGCAAAGGUCCCGGACCCGAGGAUUGCACUGAUCCAGGGUUGAAAAAGAUCAAACAAGAAAGGGGUGAAGACUAUUACAGCGUGGCCAAUUCGCAGAUGCCAAGCAGCUCAGAGGUGAACCGGUCAGUUAGUGCUAUCACCCAGUCACCCAAACCAAACACCCAAACCAGACCGUCAUCAGGGUCUGCUGCGUCCCACAAACCUGUGGAUGAUGACCCCAUGGGGUUCUCGUCAUUACCGCUGGAGAACUCUCCGGCGUCUAUGAUCAAACCCUUGCGAGGUCCUCCGCACGUUAACCAGAAUAAAAUGCACAUUAACUCGAACCCAACAUCCAGUCAAAGUAUGGCAGCUUUAACCCACUCUGGACGAAUUGACGCUAUGGGGGUCCUACACAGGGAUGAAUUUCCAAAGUCUUCGUUGUCUUAUGGAGAAGCUUCGAUUGGCGUGAACCCAGAGAUGGAUCUUCUGGCAGGGCAGGCACUUGGUACAGAAGCUAGAGGAGACAAUGCAGAGAUGGACGAGAGAGACUACAGAGAACAGAAUGAGAAGACCAUUCGCAGCACCCAAACAGCCCUACGCAACUUUCAAGACUUCCUGUUUUCCAAAUACCCGACGGAAACCAGAGAGAUAUAUUGCAUUCCGUGUCAAGAGCUGGACAUCUACCUGGCCUCCUUCUUCGUGGAUGCGCGGCAAAGGGAUGGCUCUGAAUACGAGCCCAACAGCCUUGCGAACUAUCAGUGUGGCCUUGAGCGCUACCUGAAGGAGCAUCGCUACGCUUACAGUAUUACAAAAGACAGAGAGUUCCAAAGGUCCCAGGACGCCCUCAAGCAAAAGCAGCUGGAGCUGAAGUUCAAAGGUAAAGGCAACAAACCCCACAAUUCAAUGAAGCUGACGCUUGCUGACGAGAUGCUCCUGAGGAAACGGGGUCUCCUGAGUCGCUUCAAUCCCGAGGGAUUGCUUAACCUUGUGUGGCUCAACAACACCAAGGCUUUCGGGCAAUGUACGGGCUUUCACAGCUCCACGCUGAAGUGGGGUGAUGUACGCUUGCUCAACACAGAAACAGGAUUGGAGUAUCUAGAAUGGACCUAUCAGGAUUUUAGCGACCUCAACGCCAGAAUCAGGAGGUCCAUGACGGAGUCCCGCAUCUACGCUACCCCGCAUGCUCCUCAAACCUGUCCUGUGCAGGACUACAAGGAGUACGCCCAGCGCAGACCUCAACUGAUGCUCUUCGAAGAUGCACCCUUUUACUUGUCGAUCAAGCCUGGGGUGAACCUCGCCGCUCUCCACUGGUACAACUGUCAAGCUCUGGGAAAGAACAAGUUGGCGAAGAUGGUCAAGACCAUGUGUGAGAAAGCCAACAUUCCAGGUCGAAAGACUAAUUUCAGCGUUUAUCAGAGUUGUAGUUCUUUGUCUGAGGCUCAGAGCAAUCAGUUAGUCCUGAUCUGCAAUGACCUCAGACAGCAAGCCGUCCAAUCAGGAAGCUCCCAUGCUGGCGGUACCAACUUUGUCAUCGCUGGUUCUUUUGACUCUACUGACUCUGCUUAGGUGAAGCAAGUGAUUUCUGUCACAUCAGUGGCAUAGACUGUAAAAACAAGAUGGACGACUUGUCUCCAUAUCUAUCAAAUUUUAAAUGGAAGCCAAAGUAUCCCAGAAGUGGCCAAUAACAUGUUACGCUGAUGAGAAGGUUCUCGCUACAGCCUGGCGACAUCCAAUCCUAUAUCUGAGUGUGAUGUCAGAAGCCACGCCCAUGUCCGGACAGUACUGGAACAAGGUGACGUAUUGGACAUGGAGAUUGGGGUCUCUGCAGAACAAAAAGGGGCGUUUCUCAAUUAUGGGGCAUUGUCAAAUUGGUAUAGGUGUUUCUCAAUGUGUUUUUGAAAAAAUUAAGUGGGCGGUUUUUAAUUCCCUUCUCCUAUUGGGCGCUUCUGCCCUUUCUGGUUGGAUGGUUGAGAAAUGCCCGUCCUGGUUUCAAAACGCCCAUAGUUGAGAAACCCUUUCAUGUACUGCAUAGACCUACACUUCUGGACAUGGGGGUGGCUUCUGACGUCACACUUGGAAGUGGGCGGGGUUGGAUGUCCACUGCAGGAUGCAGUGAGCUCUACUUGCACCCGAUCAGUGCUAACGACCGGACAGGUUAUCUGAAAACCCCCACUGGCCAUCACUGUUACAAGUUGUCCUGCACCAAAGUGAAGCCAUUGGUUGAGCCAGAAGUUGACGCCAUAGCAAAGUUUUGAAUUCACACUUUUCGUUGGAAGUCAACGUAAAACAUUCGAUUUGAACAUCAGAGUAUUUAAGAGUAACUGAACACCAGAAAAAUGCUACGUUAGCUUUAAAUAUAGUUUUAUCACAGACGUAGGCCACGACACCUGACAACCCUUGUGAAAACAUAUUCUUUGUCUCACUUGUAGCUAAACGUUUUUUACACUAAACUAACUGUCUGUGCCGUGUAUGUGAAACUAUGUAUACACAAAAUGUUGUCUUGACUCUUAGUCCUGACUGUAUUGUUGUUUUAAAUAGGUACGUUGCAAAAUACUGAACUUGCAUUAUCGAGUGUAGUAAUGUCAACUACAGCUAGCAUCUGAAUGCUAAUGCUGCUGUUUUUGCUGUUUAGCCUACUACAUUUGCUAGUUUAGCAAUGACAGGCUUCAAAUAUCAUUACUCACUAUAUUUUGUAGACAUAAAUGUGAAGUAACUAAUCCUGUAAUCCCUCAUAUUUCUGUCAGAGGUUGUUCUGUGUCAGUGUGUUAACUCUUUAGCACUGGAGUUCAACCAAAAAUGAAAAUUCUUCACUCACCCUCUCGUCAUUUUAAACUUGCAUGACUUUCGUUCUUCUGAAGAACACAAAAUAUAUUUUGAAGAGUGUUGUUAACUGGUACCUAUUCACUUGCAUUGGUUUUCUGUCCAAAAGAAGUGAAUGAGUGCCAGCACUGUUCGCUUACCAACAUUCUUUAUAAUAUCUUCUUCGGUGUUCUGUUGAAAAAAGACAGUCAUACAGGUUUGAAAUGACAAUAGCAUGAGUAAAUGAUGACAGAAUUCUAUUUUUUGGUGAACUAUCACUUUAAAAUAUUAGAUUUGUCUGCAUUGCAGAUAUCUUGUUGAAUGUCAGUCAUUGUUGCAAAUGUUUUAUGACACGUUUGUCUCCUUUAUAAAAGCAUUUAUCACAACUGUAGCAUACAGAGCAAUGCUUAUUUAAGCCUAUAAAUAGAAGUGAAUUAACUACUAAGAAUAAAACCAUGGUUAUACAAAUGGUAAUCAAUGCACCAAGUUAACAUGUUUACUACACUUUUACUAUAAUAAAUCCAUGGUUCGUUUUCAUUCAUUAAGGGAUGUUUUAUGUAAUAAUCGUCUUGUAGGAAUUAUAGUUGGAGACGUAAACACAUAGUUGGGAACCUCCAAAGUCCAUCAGCUACACAUUGUUAUUAUGCAGAAAGGAUCAAUGCCACAUACUGUAGUACGUGCUUGUAUGACUGGAUAACAGUUGGUGGUUUUCAUUUUAUGAAAGUGUCAUGUAACCAUAAGAUCAAAUACUGUACACAUUAAAUGCCUCACAAAAAAAAUGUUUUUAAAAUGUUUAUUUAUAUCCAGCGGUACUAUAGGUUUGACAUCAGUUUUAUUAAUAUUUCAAAAUAGCUUUUAUUUUUAUAUUUUUGGUUACACUAUGAAUUUUUGUUAUGUGCUUUUAUUUCAUUAUUUAUUUGUUUAUUCUUAUGUUGCAAUAUAAGAUGGAUUUAUUUUUAUUUGAUCUAGUUUUCGGUCAGUAAUGGGUUUAGUGCCUUAAUUUAAACAUAUUUCAGUUCAUUCCUGAUGCAACAUUUCUA